AAAUUUCUUAUUUUCUCUACUUAUCAAGUGAUAACCACGCGCCUAAGUUCUUCUUCCUCUUGCUCAUUUCAGCUGGUACAUAAAUCUCAGGCUUCUCCAGUUUGUCCUCUUCUUCGAUUCGCUUGGAUCUUCAAACCUUCGGAACAACAAGCUCAAAGGGGUCCUUGAAAGUUUGAACCUUUCAGCUUCAGAUGGCUUCAUCUUCCAGCUCCCUUGCUGAGAAAGAAAAAGGACAUGGCGUUUCUGAAGAAGACUCUCCAGCCUUCUGCUUGAGGAUUUUCAGCCGUGAAGAUCUCAAAGAUGGGAAGAAGGAACUUCCGCCAGCAGCUGUGAGGGAGUAUGGACAUCAAAUGGCAGACCAUAUGUUUCUCAAGGUUCCAAAUUGUGGAGAACAUUGGAAAAUAGAAUUGAGAACGUCACCUCGUCGUGAUCGAAUGUGGUUGGAGAAGGGAUGGGAAGAGUUUGCCAGCUUUUACUUACUGGACCAAGGCGACAUGGCAACCUUCAGCUUUGAAGGCGAACAUUCCCAUUUCCAUGUAAGCAUCUAUAGUUGGGAUGAUAUGGAAAUAGAAUACCCUAUUCGCAGUGGAGGAGCUGGUGUCAGUACACCAGAAAGAAAAGAAAUAGGAACUGAAGCUGUAGCUAUAGCCAGUUCACUUUCCCACAGAUCCUCUGUUGCUGUACGUGGAAAAGAUAAGGUCAGAAGACGAAGAAGGAGACAAACAGGAUUUGAAGCUGAAGCUAGAGCCAUUUCAGUUUCCUCCAGAUGCUCUGCUGAUGAACAUGAAUAUGAUACUUCCCAAAUGAGCAGUUUCAGGUCGGACAAACCAUUUCUUGAUAUCAGAAUUCCAGCCAAACACUUGUCCUGUCGUGUGUUUAUAAAUCACCCAUUUGCCACGGAACAUUUCUAUAAAGCAGACACUUGUUGUGACGUGAUGCUACAGAAUAUUCAAGGUGACAGAGCUUGGACGAUUCAGUGUACUUCAUACAAAAGAAGUAAUGGAAGAAUAGAAGCAAUAAUUUCAGGUACUGGUUGGAGAGCAUUCAGGCAGGACAAUCAUCUGGAAGAAGGUGAUAUCUGUGUGUUGGAGGUGAUAGAGGAACGUAAGUGCAGAGUUUUGAUAUUCCGAGCUAAAAAGUGAAGAUAGCAUGAGUUGUUCAUAGUUUCAUAGUUUCGGUAAUAUCAGGAGCUGGCUGGAAAUCCUUUAGGUAGGACAAUCAUCUAGAAGAGGGUGACGUCUUAGGGUUAGAGGUGAUAGAGGAACGUAGGUGCAGACUGCAGAGUUUCAAUAAUCUGAGUUCAAAAGUGAAGAUUCCUAGCAUGGGAAAUGCUCAUAAUUCCACAACAUGCUCUUUUGAGGUCAGAUUUGAGGAACAGUUGAGUAUCAUCUAAAAGAAAGAUUAGUGAUAGAUGGAGUUCAUAGGGAGUAUGAGUUCAGAGGAAGUAUUGCUGUUUAUGUAACAAUGAGUUCUGGGAAGCAAGCAACAAAGGAUGACCGGGCGACUUGUUUUCUCAUUCAGAACACCAGAAACUCCAGAAGAAAGAAAGACAUUGUAAAAUAGGCUUCUUUAAGAUAUGGAUUCAGUGCAUCAAUCUUUGUAUCAUUCUAUCAUAUGCACUUCCAGAACAGGUUUUUCUUUUAAUUGGGUAAAUGAAAAUUGCUUUA
This is a messenger RNA of Fragaria vesca subsp. vesca, 1667 nucleotides long. RefSeq lists its product as uncharacterized. Bases 192 to 1142 code for a protein of 316 amino acids. The transcript has 6 exons. Lineage: Eukaryota; Viridiplantae; Streptophyta; Magnoliopsida; Rosales; Rosaceae. The record is from RefSeq and is a predicted model, not a curated record. Gene Ontology annotation, molecular function: DNA binding.